Messenger RNA from Daldinia childiae, 207 nucleotides. RefSeq names its product putative secretory pathway protein ysy6-like protein. Gene Ontology annotation, cellular component: endoplasmic reticulum. Bases 1 to 207 code for a protein of 68 amino acids. Lineage: Eukaryota; Fungi; Ascomycota; Sordariomycetes; Xylariales; Hypoxylaceae. The transcript is spliced from 3 exons. The record is from RefSeq and is a predicted model, not a curated record.
AUGGCCCAAACCCUCGAGCAGCGAAGGCGAAACGCUAAAUUCACUAAAGACCAGGACGCCCGUCGCGGCAAGUCGGAGACCGAUAUUAAGAAGCACACCAAGGGCGUGCAAAAGUCGCCUGUUUCUCCCUUCUGGCUCGGUAUCCUCGGCUUCAUCGUCUUCGGCGGUCUCAUAUUCGAGCUCAUCUCGCGCAUCUUCUUCCGAUAA